Trichoderma harzianum CBS 226.95 is the source of this 216-nucleotide messenger RNA. RefSeq lists its product as hypothetical. The transcript has a single exon. The record is from RefSeq and is a predicted model, not a curated record. The coding region runs from base 1 to 216 and encodes 71 amino acids. NCBI's taxonomy places the organism in Eukaryota, Fungi, Ascomycota, Sordariomycetes, Hypocreales, Hypocreaceae.
AUGCGAGCAUUGCAGACGAGUCGGAGGAUUCGUACAGUAUAUCCGCCAUGGUACUGUAAGCCGCCCGCAAAUUAUACUGUCCAAACAUGGCGCCACCACGCCAUUGUGGUAGAGAUUUUUGUAUUGUUGCUCUAUAAAAGGGGUCCAUGCACUGUCUCCUUUCAACAUAAUACAAUAUUAUCAGCAAUUGAGGAAUUGAGCUACAUACUGUACUAA